Molecule: messenger RNA, 2361 nt
Organism: Paramuricea clavata
Lineage: Eukaryota; Metazoa; Cnidaria; Anthozoa; Malacalcyonacea; Plexauridae
Source: the annotation of a GenBank genome assembly
AUGUCUGGAGUGGAUUGCAUCAUGCAGUGUGUGGUUCAAGGUAAAUCAUGCAGAUCUGCUAACUUCAGAAAAACGUCAACAGGUGGAGGGAAAGAAAAUUGUGAGCUACUCGAAACUAUUGAUUCAGAAGAGCCGACGGGGAGUUUAAAAAGAAAUGAAAAUUUUGAAUAUUACAUAUUACUUCAACCGGAUAGAGUAAGUAUUGUCUGGCUAAUAUUUCACUUCCAAGCUAAAAUACAUGGGCUGAAAGAUCUUCUUAUCCACUUAUUCAGUCAAUGCUAAAGUGUUUACUCUUUGGUAAAUUCUACUGAACACAACUCACAUACAGAGAAUAUUUAGUCAACUAGUACAGUAAUUUAUGGGCUUUACGCUCAGCAAAUGUGUUUGCGGAAGAGAAUCGAAAAACAAAUUUCAGCAAUGUGAUUGGUCGGAACAUUGCUGGGCGAAAACUGAAUAGUAUCGACGUUAUAAAUUUCUGAAUGUCGUAAUUUGUUCUGACUCUAACGAUCCACUCUAAAAGCUUAAAAUUUGAGGUGGGUACCCUUUUCUCGCAGAUGGAGAUUCGUUUGUCUCCUGAAACAAUAUCUUAACUACAACUCAUUCUCUCUAUUACAUUAUUUCAUGGAUUCUUUAUUCCUCUCUUUUACAGCUCUACCCAAGCCAGUGUCAGCUCCAGAUCUCGUAGUGUAUUUCUUCAUCAUCUCUACAUAUUUAUUUUAAUGAUAUUCCAACUGUUUCUGUUAGCAUUACUAAUUGUGAUAAAGCUACUGUAUAUUACAUAUUUACAAUUAUGUAACACCUUUAUUAAAUUCUGGUUAUUUUAUUGUCUGAUUAGGAUCACGUGAUAUGGAAUUAAAAUUCUCAUUCUGUUAUCGUGCAAUAAUAGCUACAAAAUCUAUACAGCAUGCAAUAUGCUCAGCGGUGCAAUAUUUUUUGUGUUAUUCAAUGGUGGGGUUUAAUUAAAUUCAAUCAGUGAAAACCCUAUUUCAGACUGAGUCCAUAGAAUUAAAUUCAAAUACAUAACUCGACAAAAGCAAAAUGGCGGGAGUAAAAAUAAACUAUUUUAACGCUAACUUUUAUGAUAGUUUUUGCGGCUACAACAACUACAGCUAUUAUCAUAAUAUUCUUCACUAAAACUUUCGUUGGCAAUUUUCGAUAAAAUAGUAAAUUUUUUUGAGCGAAGAAUGUAUUUGCUUUGUAUUUCAUUUACUUAAAAAUUUAGUAAAAUUGAUCCAUUUUCAGUAUUGUGGUGUCACAUAAAGAAAAUAACGAAUGUUCCUUUUCGUACAACAGUAUGAUUUUCAUUCAGUAAAAGAUGAAAUUUUUCUUUCCACGUGCUUAAAAGUGUGAACCAUUAAUUUGUUUUAACCGUUUUGCAUAAAAAAAUUAAAAAAAGCAAUGAUCGUUUUCCAUGGAUAAUGCGAGUAACCAGAGCCUGCUUCGAUGUUGGCGUAAUUGAGAAUAUUUCAUGCAUAUGUUGAAAGAAUGUUUGGAAAAUGCCGCCGAGAGAUUUGCAUGUAUUUCUAGUUAUUUGUAUACUAUUUCUCCAUUUGCAUCAAGGGGAGCAUGGACAUUGAUUAUAUCAUUCUUUAAAAUUAACUGUUUGUUUAUUUUCCUGCAGAAACCAAAAGAUCCUGUUUCAUCAAGCACUCCGGCAGCGAAAGCACAAACCUCAUCAACAGGUAAGCUUCAGUAAAAAUAUGCUUAUACUACAAAUACAACACAGUAUGUUAUAGGGGCAGAGAGUAUUCUUACAAUUCAGAUCACAAUGAUCGAACAUAAUUUGGAUUACAUGCUUCUUGGAAAUAAUGCUAGCGAUUCAAGUCAUUUUCUUCUGACAAAUGAACUGUGUUUUUCUUUCCAGCAAAACCUACUGAGAAAGUAACAACAGAAAAUGUUCCCACAACCCAGCCAACAAGUAAGGUCACAAUAAACCAAAGUAUUUGCUUUAUAAAUACAUACAUUUUUUAAUGAUUAGAUUCGGAAGUAUCAAAGAUUAAUUUCGAUGAAUGGUCAAUGAACUUUGUUCAUCCAAGAUGAUAACAGUUAUAGUUCCUCAUCACAUCUAGAGGUAAAACUACACGAGAAAAUAAUUUGCUCCUAGAUCCCAGCUCAUGCAAGGGAAUAAAAGAUAUUGGUUUGGAUUCGCAUGAUGGAGAAUAUAAUCUUUACCUGAUGUUGCCAGAAUGCAAUCAAUCUUCAAGGAUCUAUUGUGCAGAUAUGAAUACUACAAAUCCUAAAGAAUAUGUCACAUUGCCAGCCGGAGGGAGCAAUAAUUUUGCUCUUCAUUACAACCACAGGGAGGGAUACCGAAAUGAAGAACAGUGGACACGCUUCGAAAAGGUUCCUUUCAUCGUUUAA